AUGUGGAGCGCCGUGCAGAACGUGGCACAGGUGACCGGAGUGGACGCCUUGUCGCUGAUCGCGCUGAUUGUGCGCACGGCAGAGACAGCGAGGCGGAACAAGAAGACAUGCCGGGAGCUGGUAGAGCAGGUGAAGCAGAUCGGCGACCUGCUGCGGAGCCUGGAGGAGCAUCAGCCCGGCAUCAUGCGCCGCCCGGAGACGAGCGGCCCUCUCAGGGAGCUGCACGAGACGCUCCGUCUGGCGUGCACGGUCGUCGAGUCGUGCGGGCAAGGCGACUGGAUCCACGGGCUAUGUGCCGGUGGGUCGCGGGCCAGCCGCCUGAGGGACGUCCAGAGCAAGAUCGCCUUCUACCUCCAGCUGUUCCCAAUCGUCAGCCACCUCCACAGCACCCGCCUCCUCGUGCAAGUUAUCAACAGCGCUGCUCCCACCUCUUCCGGGGGUGCUGAAGAGGAAGUUCUAAGGUCGUUUCAGAAUCUGUCAGAUCCUCAGGAUGACCAAAGGUUUCAGAAUCUGAAUUUUAGUCAGUUGAGGAAUGCCACAAAUAACUUCUCACUUGAGAACCAAAUUGAACAAGGUCCUUUGGCCACUUUAUACAAGGGUCAACUACAUGGCAAUCAUGUCACUAUAAAAAAACAUUCAGUUAUUUCAAGUUCAGAGCAAAACCUACCACCAAGUAUGAGUCAAUAUGAGCUAUGUAGAAACGAAGUUCAGAUUCUACCAAAGCUACAGCACAAGAACAUAGUCAAACUCUUGGGAUCUUGUGCGGAAAGAAGCGAGAGGAUCGUGGUCUAUGAGCACAUGGAAAAUGGGAGCCUUGAGGACGUCAUAUUUGUGCGCGUGGGAGCAGGGUUCACAGUUGACUGGCCUACACGCUUCCGUAUAAUCGAAGGGGUCGCACAGGGAGCAGUUUAUCUACACAAUCACUCUAGGCUACGCGUCGUCCACAGAGAUUUGAAGCCAAGCAACAUUUUCUUGGAUUCAGAUAUGAACCCAAGAAUAUCUAAUUUUGACUUGGCCAAAGUUUUGAGUCCUGGCAUAGACCAAGGCACCGUGGACUGUGUUGUAGGCUCAGUUGGAUUUAUUGCACCAGAGUACAUGAAAAAUGGUACAUUCUCAGGAAAGACCGACGUGUACAGCUUUGGUGUCAUGGUCCUUGAAAUAAUCAGUGGUAAAAGAUGGACCCGGUCAAUUCAGAAAACAUAUUACCGAGAUCUUCUCACAUGGGCCUUCAACAGGACAACAUGCUGUUGCGGCAACAAAAUGGUGCAGAGGCUGAAGGGCUUCAUGCAUCCAACGAUGCACAACAUCGCGUUCUGCGGCAGGGCGGUGCCACGGUGCCUCUCGUUGCCGACGAGGAGGAGGGUGCUGUCAAAUCAGAGGGAGAUCAGGAGGUGUGUCCGAGUUUCCCUGCUCUGCAUCCAAGAGAAGCCCCAGCGCCGGCCGGACAUGCCGGAAGUCACGAGGAUGCUGAGCUCCAGGAAGAAGGCUGUGCCGUUUCCUCGCCGGCCAGGCUAUGCCACAGAGAGCCCGAUGUACGCUGGCGAUAGAAGCACGACGACGCCUUGA
This is a messenger RNA of Miscanthus lutarioriparius, 1566 nucleotides long. The record is from the annotation of a GenBank genome assembly. NCBI's taxonomy places the organism in Eukaryota, Viridiplantae, Streptophyta, Magnoliopsida, Poales, Poaceae.